This is a messenger RNA of Macrosteles quadrilineatus (aster leafhopper), 5955 nucleotides long. RefSeq names its product lateral signaling target protein 2 homolog. The coding region runs from base 171 to 2606 and encodes 811 amino acids. Gene Ontology annotation, cellular component: early endosome membrane. Lineage: Eukaryota; Metazoa; Arthropoda; Insecta; Hemiptera; Cicadellidae. The transcript has 12 exons. The record is from RefSeq and is a predicted model, not a curated record. Gene Ontology annotation, molecular function: metal ion binding.
ACGACUGACUGACGACUAAUGGUGGACUAGGAUUAUAUUAUCACUUUGUGCAGGCUGCUACGAAGACAUCGAAUUUAAUUCCUUCAUUUAUAAGAUGCCUGUACAUUUUCUGUUCUUGCUAAUAUUUUUCUCGGUCUCUUAGCAGUGUAUUUUACCUAUACAAUCACGCAAUGGAUUCUCUUCGAAAAUGGUUUUAUAAACCUAGGAGGGAUGACCAGUCUCUGUUAGCUCAGUUUUUCUACGCAGACGAAGCCCUCAACCUGGUGGCUGCUGAGUUGGACAGUUUUGAUGGCCGCAAAGAUCCCGAGAGAUGUAGCUCAUUGGUCAACCAUCUUAGGCAAUGUCAGGAUAAGGUUCUGAACAUCUGCAACCGCAUCAUGGAUGAACUGAUUCCCAACGAGAGGGCCGACAGGGACUUCAGGGUCAAGUUCCCUGAUGACGUGAUGCAAGACAAUCUCGCAGGCCAGUUGUGGUUCGGAGCUGAGUGUCUGGCAGCAGGAUCUAGCAUCAUGAACCGUGAGACAGAGAGUGGAUCAAUGCGGCCACUAGCCAAGGCCCUGACCAAGUCUCUGGAGAACGUUCGUAACCUGCUGCGAGAGGCCAGCCUCCGCACACACGCACCCUCGGAACUGGCUCACGACCGUCUCAUAGAGUCACUCAAGAUGUUUGACCGGCUCCUGGCAGACUUUGAGCUGUGCUACGUGUCCGCCAUGGUCCCUGUCAAGACCAUACAGGAGUACCAGCUGCAGCAGGAUGUGGUAGUGUUGUUCUCCGAGACAUUGCAGAGAGCUCUGAAGCUUGGUCUACUGAGCCAAGAGACAGUAGACCAGUGUGACCCAGCCCUCAUGUUCACCAUCCCCAGACUGGCAAUAGUGACAGGACUUUUAGUCUACCCUGAGGGACCCCUUAGUCUGGAUACCAGCCCACACCACAUGUCCGAGAUGUUCAGGCCAUUCAGGACUUUGUUGGUCAAGAUCAGAGAACUGUUAUGGACGUUGACAGAAGCUGAGUUGUUGACCCUUGAAAAAAUGUUGUGUUCAUCUGAAGACCCAGGGUUGCUGUCUCGCAAGCCUUCUUCUAAUGGUGUUGCCGACUUGAGUGAGGAAGAGAGCUCGGGGUGGGGAGGAGAAGGGGAAGGUUCUGAGUGUGAGACAGUGAUGGAGCAGCUGCCAGCAACAUUAGUGCCUGCUGACGACUCCGGGGUGGUGACUCUGCAGAGUACAUCAGACAGUCCGGAGAGUCUAGACGACGUGCCGCAACAGACCAGCACAGAGACGGAGGGACCCUCCACACCUGACGAGGCUGACGACGAGAGCGACGGCGAGGAGGGAGUCAUCAACCUCAAUGGCCAGUGGACACUGCCGAUCAUACCCUGCGCCUGCUCAGUGGACAUAUCAGAGGACGCUACGAUGACCAAGCAAGGCCUGCUAAACAGGAGCUUGCAACAAGACACGAUAGAUAACACCUGCGAGGAAUGUUUAUUGAAACAGAUGAACGAGUCAAAAACCGAAGUGCCUUCAAAAACUGAAGAGGAUGGAGAAGAUAACGAGGACGUUAGAUGGGCUUGUGAUACCGAUGUGCCUAGCACUUCGGAAAGAGACACUCAGACUGAGAAUAAUGAGAGUUCUGUAAAUAGUGUGCAGUCUGAUUCUAGUAGAGACAUUAUAAAUACUGAUAAUUAUAACAAAUUUAAACCAAAUGUAAAUUUAAACGAUUCUAAAGUGAAAUGUGUAGAGUGGAAACCGAAAAGUCAAAGUGGUCAAUCCUCUGAGGAUCUUCAUGUUCGUUACGCUGAAAAUUGGGAAGCACUUUGUUCUUCUGGUCCUCUGCCCAAAGACUGUGAUAACAGACAGAGAAGUGAGCACGCAGUUGACAGUCUCUCCUCCUCCUGUUCCAGCUGUCACACCACGCUCACGUCCAGUGUAACCUCCGACAGUUGCAGCAUUACGAGUGAGACUUCCUCCUUCAACUCCGAUUGUCAGGAUGAUGAGGAAGUGGCUCUCGCACUCAAGGCUGUGCAACAUGCUACCAAGAUGGAGGCUCGCGCAAAGUUCAGAUCCAGUGGAGAUCUUCUGCACAGAUUGUUUGUUUGCAUCUCCGGUGUAGCUGACCAACUACAAACAAACUUUGCUGGUGACCUCCGCCACAUCUUGAAAAGUGUCUUCCUUAUCAACUCCUCUGACAGCAAACCCGAAGAGGAAGAAGAAAUCCCAGAAAUUCCUCCAGAAGUGUGUGAGGACGCCCUAGAGUGGGGAGGCAAUACACAGGAGGGGCUGGUGGAAGCUGCUCCAUUGUGGUUGCCAGACGAGGCGGCUCCGGUGUGUAUGGCCUGUCAUGCAAUGUUCACUGUCAUUCGCCGCCGACAUCACUGCCGUAACUGUGGAAAGGUGUUCUGUGCGAGAUGCAGCUCCAACUCUGUGCCUCUGCCUCGCUAUGGACAUGCCAAGCCUGUCAGAGUAUGCAAUCGCUGCUUAAUAUACAAAGUGACACCAAGUUCUGGUUUCAGGUGUUCUGUGCGAGAUGCAGCUCCAACUCUGUGCCUCUGCCUCGCUAUGGACAUGCCAAGCCUGUCAGAGUAUGCAAUCGCUGCUUCAUAUACCAAGUGACACCAUUCUCAGUCGAGUCUAUUCCUACACAUUAGACUCAGUAAACAUUCCUUCUCUUUCCGCUGGUCGGAUUCUAUUUAUUUUUGUACUUUAGUAUUGUACAUUUGCAUUGUAAAAGAAAAGCUGUACAAUCGAGCUUGAAUGGUAAUGCGAGUGGAUUUGGUUUUCUCUUCUUGAGUUUUCGGAAUUAACUUUCAUUUCAUGCUUCUAAAAUUGUAACCAUAAGUAAUAAUUGCAAACAUGAUGAAAAUAGUAAAUCAAUAUCUCACGAUCACCCAAUUUCGUCUGUAAAAAAUGUGAAAUAUUUUUAUUGGCGUGUACCUGAAGUAAUCAAAUAUAUUUUUAUCACAUGGAUUGGACACUAAUCUCAAACUAGUUUAGGUGCUGUUCAUUCAAUGUAAAGUUCUAAUUGUUGGAGUAUAAACUCUAGGUUUAAUCAACAAACAUAUUUUUUUAUGUGACUUAUUUUUGUUGUUGUGUUAGUGGUCUUUAAGAAAAUAUGCCAAGACCUGAGUUGGCCGACUGCUAGUUGCUGUGAGUGUAAGGGUUAAUAAAGUGGGUUUCUCCUAUAGAUAAUGUUCAGUUUAGUUGUAAUCCGUAGUCUCAAUUCACACAAAUGUCCAGAUUAAGAAAAUUAAUCAAAUAAUUUUACCUAUCUGACACUUAAAAAUAGAAUAGGGUUAAUAAAAAAGCUCAAAACUGAUAAGUGGAUAACUUUUUAGCCCUUUAGCCUCCAGCUUCCAUUAAAUUAAGGGCUUAUUUUAUUUUCAAACUAUUGAGAAUUUAAAUUCUUAGUUUUUUAGCACGUCUUCAAAAUGCAUGAUAAGUAACUGAUAAUCUAAACUGUUUUUACUUUGAAUUAACAUGCUAAGAACUCUAAUUUUAUUUGAUUAUUUGGUAUCAAAUAUUUACUGUUGGGCAACUACUUUUACCCUUUUAAAAUUAUAUAGUUAUUGUCAAUAUAUUACCAGAGGACUUUAUUAUAAUAGCCGAUAAAUUUCCAACUCUUAAGUAUUAUUACUAGCCGUUUGAACAUAACGGCCAAAGUCUGGUAUUUUUUAUAUAUUAUAAAUGAUUGACUCGAUGAUCUAUUAAAUCUAGGUCAUCAUUAAAAUCUGCUGUUGCUUUGUUUUAAACUACAAUUUCCCUUCACUACUUUACUUUCUCCUACUUUAACAAGAUCAUUCUUAUUUCAUAGUUUGUUAGGGAAUAGCUAAGAAAUUAUACCUAAGGUCAAUAAAUAGAAGAUGAAUAAUUUGUGAUAAAUAAUUCUAGUUUAUGAAAGAGUGUGUGUAUAACUUGUUCUUUAUUUUGUAGAACCAAUUUGUAUUACAUGAUUACUUUAAAUCUAUAAGCCUAUGUUUGCAUUAGGUUUAGGCAAAAAUAAUUUGAAAAUAAUCCUAAUGUUUUCAGGGAAUUGUUGUAUUUUAGAUUAAAGAAUAUUCAUCAAUAACAUUUUAUUUGAGUUGUUGAUUUAACAAUCACACUUUUAUUGACAUGUGUUAUUCAAAUUCAAGUAACACCAAAAUUAAAACUAUUCUUUCUAUAUUUUUGCUCGGAAAGUUAGCGUGUAAUAUGUUUUACCUUUGAAUAAUUCAACUUGUUUCUUUGAUAAAUAUUCAGCAAAACUGCAGACUAAGCGAAUUUCCAUUUGCCUGAUUGGAUUUUCACUGAAAUAUUUGUUUUUAAUAUGUCACAUUCCUUCCCUAUUUAAAUAACAUGCACUUUAAUUAGUACUUAUGUUUGCUGCUACAUGGAGGGUAAUAAAGUGUGGUUUUAGUGAACAUUUCUAGCUUGGUAUGAAAUAAAUAAAUUUACCGAAUUUGAUCAAAUACAUGCAACUAUAUCUAAAACCAACCUUUAACCCAAGAAACCACAUAUUUAAACAUUUUUCCAUAGUCCAAUCAUGCUGGUUAGCAAGCUCGUUUCAAUAAAUGUAGGUUUAAACGUUUGUACAAAAUUUCAUCAAAAUCUGAUGAUUUUUACUUGAGUUAUUGUUCUAAGACACAGAACAUUAUUUAGGCUAUAUGAAUUUGAACGAAUGGUGUUUUUGGGUUCUGGAGACAUAAAAAUGAAUAAGUUAAUCAAUCCUGAGUCUAGGUCUUAGCAUAAGACUUAUGGUAACAGCUUCUUCCCUAUAUGGGAAAUUCACUGAAAGUACUAAGCAUUACAUUAUAUUCUAAAAUAUUUUAUAAUUCUUACAUAAUUGUAAUAUGUGUUAGUUAAAAUUCUAUUCUUAACAUUCAUUUGCAAUCUUACUAUUAGAGGAUAAUAAAAAUAAACUACAGACAAUAUUUAAAAAAUCAAGUCUUCAAGUUAUAAGUCUUAGUGUAACUAAAUCAUUGUAAAAAUGUAAAUUUGUCUAGUAUUUUUUAUAUAAAUAGCUUUUUUCCUAAUAUUAUGAAUUUUAUAGUGAACAUGGGUCUGAUCAUAUUAUAAUGCUUUGAUUGAAAAAUGUAAUUAGUGUGUAGUAAACAUUAAAAACACCAAAGUUAUCUCCAAACCUUAUAACCCUGUCAUGUGUCAUUGGUUUUAGAAAUUCUAACAAACCUUACUGUCCAUGCUAAUAAUAUGAUUUGUUCAUUUAUUGGUUUAUCUUUGUCGUAAGUUUUAUAAGCAGUACUGUUUUAUUACAAAUCUUAAUGAAUCAUGUAGCAGAAACCCCGAGGAAUCGUAGAUUUCUUAGCUGGUCCUGCCAUUGUAUGCUGCGCAAUGCUAAUGACACAAAUCUCUCAAAAAUAAGUUCACAAGUUUCUUUGCUAUCUCGGGAUGAAUAAUAAUAAAAUAACAUUUGCACAAAGAUAACUUCUAUAUUUUUUAGCUACUGUGUUUUAGUAGUCUUAAGAAUGGCUUUUUUGUAAUUUAACAUCAGUCUCAAGUGAAAAAUUAAUUUAGAAUAAAUAUUAUAUUAUGUUAUGUUACAGUUCCAAUCUUUAACACAAGUUGACAACAAUGUAUUAAGUUUUGCCUUUACGCUGGCAAGUCAUAUAUUUUUUACACUAUGGAUAAAUAACAUCUAAGGCCAACAACCCAAUAAUACCUUCGAAGUUGUUUCUUUACACUCAGAACUAGCUUGAUAAAACUUUGUAUACAGUCUGUAUUACAUUCAUUGCAUACAUUAAUAUUCUAUUGUUAUUGUUGCUUUAAUCAAUCACUUUUAGGUGAUAUAGUAAAACCUAGUUUUCCUAGAAAUAAAUGAGGUUCCACAGUAUAAAUAUACAGAUAUAUUUUUCUAUUUAGUUCUUUGCCACUCUAAAGUUUAUGUAAUUUGUACACAAAUGUAUUAAAUAUAUCUUCUAAUUGAUAUGACUUGUAUAUUAUUAUAAAUAAAAAGUUGGUGAUACAAAUA